UGAGAACAUAUUUAUACAGUAGUAAACAAGUGUUACUAGCAUAUAGUUGGAUUCAGCUGAACUAUGGCCCCGCAAGCAAUUAGAAAACCUCCUUUUGUGAACCACCUACUCAACUGGUUUAAACGAGACGAACCGUCAACCGAUAAUUUUUUAUUCCAACUUCAUCAUCAGUACACAACCUUCAUCAUCAUGUUCGGGUUCCUCUUCAUCUUCAUCGAGAACUACCUGGACGGAAGAGCAAUCACUUGUCAGGGAGGGGAUCAGUAUACCAAGGCCUACUGCUGGAUCCAUGGAUCAUCCUAUGUCGGAAAGCAUCUACAGGGUGAAGUUACAGGUUGCUUUGUACACCCUGAUAUUGUAGUAUCUGCUAAUAAUGAGCCUGUAACAUCAUAUUAUCUCUGGUUACCCCUCCUACUCACCUUCUGUUUUCUAUUCGCCAAAUUACCGCGAAAUAUCUGGCGAAGUGGUUUUGAAGGAGGGAAAAUAAAGAAUAUUCUCCAAGACAACAAGAAUCUAAACAUUAAAGCUAUUCAUUCAAACUUUCAAGAUGAACGAGGUUUCUUCUUCAUGUAUCAGAUUAAAUUCAUGAUUUGUGAGAUCUUAAACCUUGUCAUGAUUGGGCUCAGUAUCUGGACAACUCACAUCCUUCUCAGGUCCAAGUUCCAAGGAUAUGGUCCUGCAGUUCUUAAAUAUCUAUUCUUCGAUGUUAACUCUGGCAAAGAACCAGUGCAUAAUCCUAUGUGUGAAGUAUUCCCUACAGAAGUUGGAUGUAGAAUCCGUGUAGGAUCUCCAGCUGGGGGUAUAGAGGAGCACAACUAUCUCUGUAUACUCAGUAAUAAUCUUUUUAAUCAAAAAUACUUUUUACUCCUUUGGGUUUGGUGGAUUUGUCUGGCAAUCCUAUCCAUCCUGGGACUAAUAUACAGAUGUGCAAGAAUAGCACUCCCAGAUUUCUCCAGGUAUGUGUUAUCACUGUCCGUGAAAUCUGUCAAGUUGGAGAACUUGAAGCUGAGCAGCGGGGACUGUUUUGUGCUGGACCGACUGAACAAGAACAUGAUCCCACGGCAGAUGAAUCUUCUACUGGAGGAGAUACAAACCAGACAGAUUAAGCAAGAAAAUGAAGAGAAUACUGAUAUUUCAGUACUUUUAGACAAAUAAGCUCGAUAAAAUAAAAUUGUUUAGAUGAUGCAGAUGGAAGAAGUCUAAAGAAUGAGACUUUAACAAACAUGGAGGUUACUCCAGAGAUGAUAAAAAAAAAACAAUCAUAGGCUGCAUACUAGAACAUUUCUACUGUUUCUUUUUGGCUACUGUUGAACUAUUGAGAAAAUCGUAGAUGUCAGCUGUUACAGUGGAACAGAGUGUAGUAGAAUACGAGAAGUCGGGAUCAGGGCGCCAAGAACUGCACACUGGGUAUACAAACGACUAAUAUGCAUAAUGGAUCAUCCGGUUUUUUUAAUCGUAAUGUAGGUCAUAUACUGAAAUUAUAAUCUCAACUAUGCUAUAUAGAUAUUUUAGUUUAUUAAUUGUAAUGUAAUUUCUCUGUUAUCUAAUUGUGUUAUCGUUUCAAUAUUUUAUGUAAUAUAUAAUAUAUCUAGAUAAUAUGUA
Eurytemora carolleeae is the source of this 1602-nucleotide messenger RNA. RefSeq names its product innexin inx2. Bases 64 to 1155 code for a protein of 363 amino acids. The record is from RefSeq and is a predicted model, not a curated record. Gene Ontology annotation, molecular function: gap junction channel activity. Gene Ontology annotation, cellular component: plasma membrane; gap junction. The transcript has a single exon. NCBI's taxonomy places the organism in Eukaryota, Metazoa, Arthropoda, Copepoda, Calanoida, Temoridae.